This is a messenger RNA of Neurospora tetrasperma FGSC 2508, 2748 nucleotides long. RefSeq lists its product as uncharacterized. The coding region runs from base 1 to 2283 and encodes 760 amino acids. Gene Ontology annotation, biological process: protein phosphorylation; intracellular signal transduction. The record is from RefSeq and is a predicted model, not a curated record. The transcript is spliced from 4 exons. Gene Ontology annotation, molecular function: protein serine/threonine kinase activity; ATP binding. Lineage: Eukaryota; Fungi; Ascomycota; Sordariomycetes; Sordariales; Sordariaceae.
AUGGCGACCGCUGAGAAAGAGUCAGAGCAGCGUCAACCGGACGAACAGUACCAAGCUGUCGAGCCGCAAUCGGCCAAAGUCACUCCCGCUGAACCAUCCAAAACCGAGCCUGCUGUCCGCUUCAAGUCAACUGUCGAAGAGAUCACCCCAGAGGGCACCACAUCGACACCAACCAUUGCACCAGACGUCACCCUCGGCGAACCGGGUGAGGUCACCCCCGAGCAGCUUCGUGAUAUCGCCGAGAGGUUGAAGGCCUGUCCGCUGCAGGAGCGAAGGAUAAGCCUUUUCCAGUACGAGGCAUUCUCGCUUCCCGCUUCAAGGACACCUUCCCACGAAGAUGAAUCAAGAGCUCCCAGUCGCGAACAUACACGGAGCUCGGCAGGUCGCAACUCACCGCUUCUUACUCCGCACGUCAGGGGCCACGAAAUGCAUACACCUCCUCUCACGCCGGCUGGAACCGACAACGUCGACCGAGAACUUCGCCGCGAGAGCGCUCUGGCGCAAGAAAGGCGGAGUGCCAACCUCAUCACUCCUCAGGAUUCUUCCCACGAACCGACAUCACCUACCUCUCUCCGCAAUGUCCAGCUGCCUACACCCGACGAACAGCUGCGGAGCUCUUCCAGGCCGACUUCGAUAGAUGGCCGAGAUCGUCCCCAGAUCACUAUCGGUGAACAUCGCAGAGGGUUGUUUUCCGUUGGAUCCGGCGGCAGCAGUUCUCCCAGUAGAUCUCAGCCUGCGUCUCGUGAAUCCAGUCCCUCCCGAGCGUUGGCCGCGUCACAGUUCUACACCCGCCAACUACCACCUCCCGGCGAUGCCAACGAUCCGUACUCGGCAAGCAAACGACCUGCGCAAAAAGGCAUUGAGCCUCGCUUUAUCUUCUCCAGGAAAAAGAACUCGUCCUCUUUGAGUCUGGUAUCCAAAAGCGACAAACGCUCCAAGAAGGAUCGCCAUGACAACGACGACGAGGCUACGAUCCCCAGCAGAAAUAGCUCAAUGGCGGACCUGAAGAGGUUCUUCAAGCUGGGACCUCACAAGAACAAGAGACCGGCAUCUCCCGCUGCUUCUGUAAAGUCUACGCCCAAGACACCGGGAGGCAAGUCUGCCCAGAUUCCGUUCGGUGACGAUCACGGUCUCUCUUCUAAAUACGGGAAGCUUGGCAAGGUGUUGGGUGCCGGAGCGGGAGGUUCCGUGAGACUCAUGAAGCGCAGCGAAGACGGUGUGGUCUUUGCCGUUAAGGAAUUCCGCCCUCGCCACUCGUACGAAACCGAGCGCGAAUAUGUCAAGAAGCUUACGGCCGAGUAUUGCAUGGGAUCUUCUUUGCACCAUGGCAACAUUAUUGAAACCCUAGACAUUGUCCAGGAGAAGGGCAAGUGGUAUGAGGUGAUGGAGUACGCUCCAUAUGACCUGUUCGCCAUUGUCAUGACAGGAAAGAUGUCUCGAGAAGAGGUCAGCUGCUGCUUCCUUCAGAUCUUGAGUGGCGUAACAUACCUUCACAGCAUGGGCCUCGCACAUCGGGAUCUGAAGCUUGACAACGUUGUGGUUAGCGAGCAUGGUAUUAUGAAGAUUAUCGAUUUUGGUAGUGCUCAUGUUUUCCGGUAUCCGUUUGAGACUGGAAUUGUCCAUGCCUCAGGCAUUGUUGGAUCCGACCCAUAUCUUGCCCCCGAAGUGUACGACGAAAAGAAGUACGAUCCCGAGGCUGUUGAUAUCUGGUCAUUGGCCAUCAUCUACUGCUGCAUGACACUCCGACGAUUCCCGUGGAAGGUUCCACGAUUGACCGACAACUCGUUCAAGCUAUUCGCUGCAGAGCCUUCGUUCGGACAUGACCCAAAGAAACUGUUGCUUCCACCUUCAGCCUCCACGUCGGCGCUUAGCGAUCUUCCAUACAGAGACUACGACCCUCAGAGCGUCAGGGCUAGCAGCGACAAGAUCGACAAGGUUCAAGAUGACAAGAAGACGACUUCGGAUCACAAGCCGACGGCGCAUACAACCAGCGUACAAGGAGAAGCUGGCAGCACUGGAGAGAAGAAGGAGGUUAUCCGUGGUCCUUGGAGAAUCCUCAGGCUUCUCCCGAGGGAAAGCAGACACGUCAUCGGCAGGAUGCUCGAUCUGGAUCCCAAGACACGGGCCAAGAUGACGGAAAUUCUUGACGAUCCAUGGGUGGCGAACACCGUCAUCUGCCGGCAGAUCGGCCCCGGCAACGUGGCACAUGCGGAUGAUCACGUUCAUACUCUCGAACCCCCAUCAGCACCUGCAGGCACCAAAGAUGAAAAGGCCAAACGCUAGAAGUGGAGCCUUCGCGCCAAUAGACAUAUUCAAAUACAGGACGGCUUCUUAGGGGUACAGGAUGCCACCAACAUUUGGGUUAGGAACAAGAAGGGUUAUCUGAUGGGGAGUUGUGGGGGAUAGUUUGGGUUUAGUAUUGAAAAGACCGAACAUACGUUCUUAGUGCAGUAUAUGGGCAUUGUUACCAUUUUCCUCUCAGUCGGUGUCUGUCACCUUGCGAGGCAGCGGUUUUUCGUCAUUUUCUUGGGCGUUUUUGGGACUUGGGAAGACAGCGCUGCGAUUGGGUUUGGGUGUCGAUGCAAAGAUUCAGUAUAGGGGGGCCGGGUUCCAGGCAUACAGCGUCCAUCUUUUUGAUUAUGCUACUCUCUGGUAAAAGAUAGAAGGUGGUAUGGCUAGGCUAGACAUAUUGUGGGAGACGGGCACUAAACAAUGUUGAGUGUAUAAAGGUCGCUCGCUUUAUAAUUA